UGGAGCAAACCCAGCAGUCUCAGCCUCAUGCUUCAUCCUGGGCACUUCUCCUCCUCCUGUCCGCUGCUGAGAACAUUGUGACACUAUUUAUUUUUAUUAUUAUAUCCAAAAAAAUAAAGAAUAAUAUAAAGGAGAGGAGGGGGAGAAGGGGGGCCGAGUCAUGGAGCUUUAUUGCCUGGAGUCGGACACAACCGUGAGAGCUCAGCCUGACCCAAACAUCCUUUGUGAUGACAGAGUGCUGCAAAGUUUAUUAACUAUUGAGGACAGGUUUUUACCUCAAUGCUCGUAUUUCCAGCGGGUCCAGAAGGAUAUUCAGCCUUAUAUGAGACGGAUGGUUGCAGGCUGGAUGCACGAGGUGUGUGAAGAGGAGAAGAGUAAUGAAGACGUCUUCCCUUUAGCUAUUAAUUAUUUGGACAGAUUUUUAGCCGUGGUGGUCACAAGAAAGAGUUAUCUGCAGCUUCUGGGAGCUGUGUGCAUUUUUCUGGCUUCAAAGUUAAAGGACUGCAGGCCGCUAUCAGCAGAAAAACUUUGCAUGUACACAGACAACUCCAUCACACCACGGGAACUGCUGGACUGGGAACUGGUCGUGCUGGGGAAGUUGAAGUGGAACAUGGCCUCUGUUAUCCCAAAUGAUUUUAUAGAGCACAUCAUACGCAGACUCCCUCUCCCCAAAGACAAGCUGGCGAUGGUCCGAAAACACACGCAGACGUUCAUCGCCCUCUGUGCUACAGAUGACCGCCUUGCCAUGAACCCUCCUUCCAUGAUCGCCACAGGCAGCAUGGGAGCCGCUAUCUGCGGCCUGCAGCUGGACCACACUGACCAGAGGCUGAGUCGAGAUAACCUGACAGACCUGCUCGCUAAGAUCACCAACACAGAAGUGGACUGUUUGAGGGCCUGCCAGGAGCAAAUAGAGCGUGUGCUGGCCACCAGCCUGCAGCAGGGCCAGCAGUGCCGGCAGGAGGCGGCCAUCCGAGCAGGCAGCAAGGCGAGAGAGCAGCAGGACCAGUCCAGCACCCCCACAGACGUACGGGACGUCAACUUAUGAACCCUCUCCCGGCUCACAUACACACCGCUCAUGCCUGUGUACCAAUGAACUGAGAGGGAGCGAGGGGGGCUGCCAGUAUGAGGACGCCACAUGAUUGAUGGUGUGACAAUCAAAUGAACUGUUAGAAUAUAAGAAAUUUCUAGUUUUUCUCCUUUUUUACCCUGUUCAUACAUGGCUGGGUGUCCUUUCAUGUUAUCCAACAAGCUAUUUAAAAAAAACGGUUAAAAACUUGAUAGCGCCUAAAGGUCUCCCAGAGCGGAAACCUGAAUAUAUUUUCAUACUUGAAAAAAACAGCAUAAUUAUAUGAAAUAUGCAUAUUUCUUUUGAUACAACCUAGCAUAAAUAAAUAUAAUAAAUAUUGUAUAUUUAGUUAGCUUUUAGUUAUGUUACUCUUUUAUCGUCUUUAGUGAGCAGUUAUCAAUUCCCAGAUUGAUUGAGAACUUUGAUUCACACUCAUUUGUGCAGGAAACUUCCUAUAGCAGUGAUUUAAGUGAAACAGCACUUGGCAUUUAAACAAAGCUGAUAGCCUAACAGCGGGGCGCUACCAUAGCUAGCUGCUAUCUCUCUCUCUCUCUCUCUAUCAUACUGUGCACCUGUAGCACUGCUUCCUAUUUAUGCUGAGAAGUGAGGCCGGAGUGGGCUGGGCCUGCUCACAGAGGGAGCUGUUGGAGGUCUUUAUUUCACUGCUAAAUCCACAGUUUGAUAUAGGAUCACGUUUGUUAUAGUUUAGAUAGGCUACAUUAUUGAUCUGUUCCUGCUCUAGCUUGUUAAAGAGCAUUAAAGCUGUGUAAUAGAGGAGUUUAAUGCUCAGCUGGACAGUACUGAUGUCAUGUUAAAGGAAGAUUUUGCAAGUUUUUAUGAGGUUUGCGAGGAAUUGAAUGCAGUGUAAGGGGUUCUUAAGUGGUUUUUCAAGAAAGGCAAUGCAAGUGGGGAAAGGUUGGAUUGAUUGCAACAUAGCGAGGGAAGUUAACUUAAGCUAUACGUUUCUGCAGUUGCUCAUACUUGAGUGACACAAGAGGAGGAGAAAGAAGCGGAGUAAUCCCCAAUGAUGUCAGGGGAACACUUUUAGGUCUGCUGCAGAUUUAUCAAUUUUGACCAUAUAUUCUUGAGAGCAGAUAUCGAUGCACUUUUAAAAACACACUCCUUAAGAUCGGUAAGGGGAAAGUGGUUGAGGAGAGUUGAGUGGGUUUUAGGGUCAUUUUUUAAUUUUUCUUUUAAGUUAUUUGAUUUUUUUUUUUUUUUUCUUUUUUUUGGGGCUGGAUUCCCAUGGGGUAACGCACGUUGUCUUGAAAGCUAUGCCCCGAUAGCUGAGUAGACGUAGGAAAAUUGGUGUAAUAGUAUAUAAACUAAGGAAAGCCAAGUCACUUAUAGACUUAGAUUUUUUUUAAUUCAGUGCGAUUAUUUAACCUUGAACUUGAAUUUUUUUCAUUCAUAGCCUAAACCUUCCAAUAGUUCUAAGAGUUAAACACAUACUGUCUCCUAAUAUACUCUUCCUUGUUUUUGUUUUGCUCUUUUUACGUUAACUGCUCUCUGAUCUGAAGUUUUUCUCCAUCGUAGACAUUGCUAAGUUUUGGGUUUACAUGGCGGGAAAGUGUGAUUGUAUAUAACAAACUCUUCCACAUGCAGAAGUCCUACAAAUCCUCAUUACAUUUUAGAACGUUCCUAAAUUGUGUUCCUGCAUAUUCUGUUGUGCAAAAACGCCAAAUGUUGUUCCAAAAAAAGUGCUUUAAACAGAAAAAAUGUUUAUGCUUUUAUGGUUUUGUGUAUAAUUCAAAAGAGAUGAUUCCAAAGUGAGACAACAAGAUUAUACACAUCAUUCUCUUGCUGCUAUGAAGCUUUUCUUUUCUAGUCUUACACAAAGAGGCCUUAUGUGAUUCACUUGUGUGCUGCUAUAUUAUGAAAUGUUGGAUUUGUAACUUUUUUUUUUUUUUUUUUUUUUUUGCUUCUCUGUUGUAUGUGUACCGGAGGGAACGUAACAGAUGGUGCGGGACUGGAAGUACUUGUUUAUUGAUCUUUUUGAUUAGCAUGUUUAACUCUUUUUUGUAUCUUUAUAUGCUAUCAUAUUCUUGCUGCUUCUUUGUUUGUGUACCUCAGGUUUAAUUGGAUGGAUAGAGCGAGAGCCCAACUCGCAUUACCUCAUCAAAACAUCACACCACAUACACUUUGUUUUUUUUUGUUUUCACUCUGAAUUCGUUCAACGGGUUUCACUUUUUUUUCUGUCUGGAUGAGAGGAAAGAUGGUGCUUCUUCUCUUUAAAUCAAAUAAUGUCUUCCACUGUUCAUUCAUAAGUGCUUAGACUUUAAAAUAGGUUAUUUCACAUUUAAAUGUCAAAAACAGCCUGUGCUGAAUGUUUUAUGUGUAUUGGAAAGACAAAAAAAAGUUUCUGUUUCCUUCCUGGGAGUUUUAUCAGCAUGUUCAUUGGAGUAAAAUGAAAUGUUUAUUUUUGAGGUACCCAUUUGGUCAAAUUUUAAACCACAGGAAUGUUUUUGUCAUUGUUCAGUGUGGUUGUUAUUCGAAACUCCUCUCCCGUGAUCCCAAUGUGCAACCACACAGCGUACCUCAAAUAUUUCUCAUAAAUAAAAUUGGCCAAAAUCA
Molecule: messenger RNA, 3640 nt
Organism: Cheilinus undulatus (humphead wrasse)
Lineage: Eukaryota; Metazoa; Chordata; Actinopteri; Labriformes; Labridae
Product: G1/S-specific cyclin-D2-like
Exons: 5
Coding region: 161-1045 (294 amino acids)
Biological process (GO): positive regulation of G1/S transition of mitotic cell cycle; regulation of cyclin-dependent protein serine/threonine kinase activity; mitotic cell cycle phase transition
Cellular component (GO): cyclin-dependent protein kinase holoenzyme complex; cytoplasm; nucleus
Molecular function (GO): cyclin-dependent protein serine/threonine kinase regulator activity
Source: RefSeq, a predicted model, not a curated record